Ciona intestinalis (vase tunicate) is the source of this 629-nucleotide messenger RNA. Lineage: Eukaryota; Metazoa; Chordata; Ascidiacea; Phlebobranchia; Cionidae. The record is from RefSeq and is a predicted model, not a curated record.
GCAUUCCAAGGUAGUUAUAAAGCACAGUAGUGCAGAUUCCACAGUAGUUCCAAGUUACAGUAGUGCGAAUGGAUGAUGUUUUAUAUGAUGUUGAUGUUUGCGAAGAUGAAAGUGAAGUUGGGUCGAUGCCGGAGUGUCAGAUGGAUCUUACAGAGGUUGACGUAUACACACGUCUCGAACACAAAGAACGCGAUUUAAUUAUCGCUGCAGAACUCGGCAAAUCAUUGUUGGAGAAAAAUGAGUUUUUGUUGCAAGAGAACGAGCGAAUAAGCGUCGAUUAUCGCGAUCGAUGUGAGAUCCUGGAGCAACAAAAACACGAGUUACGUCAGAGGUUCGAAUUCAAAACCAGCGAAUGGGAGGCGAGAGUGGCGCAGCUCAGUAGCGACCUUAGGCGGACACAAGAGCAAUUGGAGGAUCAUAAAGCAAUGUGGGGAGCAGCCGAGCGUGAAAAGUCACGUGCUGUGGAUGAAAUGACUCAGCAAAACCAGAAACUGCUGAGUCAACUUCAAAAGUCAUCCGAAGCUGAGCGACAAUUAUCGAUUCAAGUUCAACAAUUAAGACGAGAGUUCAUCCAAAGGUCAUCGACAGCUAGCGUAAAAAUUGUGGAAUUGGAGUCGUUGAAAGAAGAG